Messenger RNA from Ostrinia furnacalis (Asian corn borer), 2093 nucleotides. It is a transcript of the gene AKH3, whose product is annotated as adipokinetic hormone 3. Gene Ontology annotation, molecular function: hormone activity. The transcript is spliced from 3 exons. The record is from RefSeq and is a predicted model, not a curated record. NCBI's taxonomy places the organism in Eukaryota, Metazoa, Arthropoda, Insecta, Lepidoptera, Crambidae. The coding region runs from base 1158 to 1430 and encodes 90 amino acids.
CUCACGUGAGAUCUCUGUCACCCUUAGGUAGUUUUUAGAGGUAGCCUGGCUCCCUUAUUCCGAAUUCGUGUGGGUCUAGACAAAGUGCACAUUAUAAUCGCAAACCAGUCGAAAAGUGGUCGAAAAGCCUUUUUUAGUAUGGCGUUUUGACGGAUUCGAUUUUCGAUUCGAUCAAAAAGUGCAUUGAUUUGUCUAGAUCCACUGAAAUUAAGACACACCUAGAUAUUAUGUUUAAUAUUACUUAUCCAAAGGGUUGUCCUCACGCUCGCUCGUUAGGUAGGUAGAAAUGAGUUGAUGAUACGGGUCACAAGUGUAGUGAGUAAUAAUAUCUGUUAUCUCUAGAUAUCUUUGGAAUCAGAAUAAAAUAAAAAUCAUACCUAUAUUUAGCCAACAAGUCAAAAGACAUCAACGAGUUCUCAAUAAUGACCUAAUACAUACAGUUUUUUUAUAUCAAGAAAUAUCGUAAAGAACGUGAUACCCAAAGGAUUUUAAAUGAAUCUUUUACUGGCCAUUGGUUCUUUUUUCACACCCAGGCCCAUAGUGGCAAUUGAUUUUGUAUUAAUUAUGUAAUUUUCUUUUAAUAAGGUUACCAUUUAACUAAACUACUUCCAGCAUUGUAUAUUGUUUACAAUAUUUCUAAAACCCUUGUUUGACCUUUAAAUACCUAUAUUACAGUUAAGCAACGUACAAUGUCAUUAAAAUCCUCUCUCAAAUUCGGGGCCCUUAUUCUCCAAGGGGCAAUAAUUUAUCUUGAUAUAGUAUCUAAACUAUAAUACGGGACAACUUUUACUUAAUCAUAUUUCAGCUGGAUAACCCGUAGAUAAGAUAACUUGCAAGUUAAGAACUACCUACAAUGAAGUUUUGCUUUUAUGCUAUUAACUGCAUAAUGUUCUAUUAUGAACCUUGUAUAAAAUGUGCAAUGAACUAUUUUAUCUUAAAUAAACGUAAUAAUACUUGUGACAGAACUUUUGAUGCCAGGAUUAGCCGACUAAAAUGGUUCUUAUGUUUAGUCGGAUAAAACUCAGAAUAGAGGUAUUUGGUGUGGGUGUAUCUUUGCAUGGCCAUCCUACGGGAGUAUAUAAGGCGAGAUCCAGGUGAGUUCGCUCAUUAUCGUCCAGCUGGUGGGUGAUACAUGUCCUGGAUCAGAAGGCAGUGAUAUGAACACGGUGCGCUGCAGGGGCGUGACGGUAGUGCUGGUGUGCGCACUGGCCAUGGCGCUGGUGUCGGCGCAAAUCACGUUCAGCCGCGACUGGACGUGCGGCAAGCGCGCGGCGCCGAUGGCCAUCGACUGCGGCCAGUUCACCAGGCUCUGCCGGCAUUUCGUGGUUGCACGAGUUGAAGCAGGCCAUGUCGUCGGAGAGCAAGCGGCGCCGCGACGAGGAGCCCUCGCCCGCCUACGACGACGACAACUAGCCGACGACCUCAACUGAACUGAACAACUGCUGACAGCUCAUGAUGAUGAACCUUCACUUCACACUUCACAGAAAGGGUGGGAGGCAGAAUGUGCACUUUUUCAUAUUAAUUUAAAGCUGCAGUGCGCAUUUUGCGAAGUGCACAUUCUGCGACAAACUCGAUAGAAAACUUCUACUAACUGUUAUUUAAUAUUCUGUCUUGAUGAAAAACACGAUCAUUUUUAAUCCGUAGGAAAAAAACCCAUAUUUCGGCUGAUAGAGCCGUUCGUUCGUUUUUCGUUUUUUUUUUCCAACGACAUGCUGUGAACCGAUUUUAGUUCUUAAAGUGACUGCAGGGAGCGCUGUACAAUUUGUUGUUUUUUUAUUUUCAUUGUACUUUACGCCGUGUCUCGCUAGUGAACACUUAUAACUGGUAAUGCUCUAUGACGUAUAACUACAUUAUAUGGAUUACAUUCUAGUUUUAAAUCGAGACAGCGUAUGCGCAUAUAAGUAUGAAAUGAGCGGUAUAGGCUUCAUACUGACACCUUUAAAUCUGCUCAUGUACUUUCUUUUAAAACGCGAGCCUCGUUCUUGAAGAAAGCGUAAGUUCAAGAUUUGAAAACCCCAGAGUAAGAUUUAUUUCGGAAUGUAUUACAUCAGUAAUAUCAAAUCAUUGUAAAUACGCUGCAGCAGCAAAUUACA